CAUACCCAACACAUUUUAGGCAUGAAUGAAUGAACCACUCCACCUGCUUCUAAUUGCUAUCUUAUAAUUUUCUCCUCCAUGCAUCCUUCAAGUUAACAUUUCUUAUCAUUUAAUUUUCAGCUUGAAUUCUGAGUUUUAAGGAAACUAAGAAACAUAGAGGUUGGCAAUGGUUUCUGCUUUUGAAGGAAGCUCGGUGGCAAAAGAUACUGGGAUUUUCUUCAAUAGGUUUUAAGAGAAGUCUUCAGAAAGAUUGUGAUGAGUGAUAAAGUUUUGGCUGCGGCAACAAAGGUUAUGUUAAUGACAAUUAUCCUAUCUGUGAUACUGUUGUUUGGGGGAAUUGUUGUCCUGGUCCUAAUACAUAUUUGUAUUGUUGGAAGGGUCUUUAGAAGAGGAUUCUCUAAUGGAACUAUGGUUGAGAGGGGCCGAACUGGAGGCACAAGCAUGUCUAGGGAUGACUUAGACAAGCUUCCUUGCUAUGACUACAUAGCCAAAGAAGAGAGAAGCAGCCCAGUGGAUUGCGCAGUUUGCUUGGAGAACUUCAAGAUGGGUGAUAAGUGUAGAUUGUUGCCCAUAUGCAGGCACAGUUUUCAUGCCCAGUGUGUGGAUGAAUGGCUUUUGAAGACACCCAUCUGCCCAAUUUGUCGAACCAGUGCUGAAUCUUGGAAGCGCGGUUCGGUUUCAGGGGAAGGGAGCAGCAAUUUCAGUGAUCUCAGCGUUGAGUUGAGAGGGAGCCAAACAACAGGAAGCAGCUACCUCAGUGAUAUUAGGAUUGAGUUGACAGAGAGCCCGAUAAUAGAAAGUAGCUGUGAGAGUGAUAUUGGGAUAGAGCUCAGAGAAAACCAGAUAGUGGGAAGCACCCAUUUGAAUGAUUCUGGAGUUGAAUCGGGAGAGAGCCAAGCAAAUACAGAUGGGAAUCAGCCGAGUUCUGACCCCUCUCCUUUGCAUCAGUAUGCUUCGCAGCCUGAUUGAUGUAUAAUAUUUUAUUAUUAUUAUUAUUCAAAUAUGGGAAAGGGGUUAUCGGGAAUCAAACAACCAUAAAAGGGCAAGCAUCUCAACAAUAUAUAGCCCAAAUGGAAAAGGCAGCAUAGACACAAGCACAAACAAUAGACAAUGAGUUCAUGUAUGAUUGCUUGUAUACUUUGACGGAUUCAUUUAUGAGUUAUGAUCAAGAUGUGUUACUUUCCCUUUUUGUUUUUAGAAAAUUUUUUUUUUUUGUUUGUAAAUAUGUUUUUAGAAUUUGAGUACACCUCUUUGCUUGUUUGGUA
Molecule: messenger RNA, 1265 nt
Organism: Alnus glutinosa
Lineage: Eukaryota; Viridiplantae; Streptophyta; Magnoliopsida; Fagales; Betulaceae
Product: RING-H2 finger protein ATL56-like
Exons: 1
Coding region: 256-969 (237 amino acids)
Source: RefSeq, a predicted model, not a curated record